This is a messenger RNA of Larimichthys crocea (large yellow croaker), 827 nucleotides long. RefSeq names its product DELTA-stichotoxin-Hmg2b-like. Bases 170 to 664 code for a protein of 164 amino acids. Gene Ontology annotation, biological process: monoatomic cation transport; pore complex assembly; cytolysis in another organism. Gene Ontology annotation, cellular component: pore complex. The transcript has 3 exons. The record is from RefSeq and is a predicted model, not a curated record. NCBI's taxonomy places the organism in Eukaryota, Metazoa, Chordata, Actinopteri, Sciaenidae. Gene Ontology annotation, molecular function: channel activity.
UGCCUGAAAGUCCUGAUUACCCAAGUCAAUAAAACCCAGUGUGUGAGCAGCUCGCGUGCAUCACAUCCUGCCUGAACCCUGGACCAACAAUCUGCCAGCUACAUUUUUAAACUCCGCAGAUCACAAAAAGCCAGCUUCUUCCCCUGUCACCGCUCCACACCUCAUCACGAUGCCUCAUCGCCACUGCUCCGUUGAGAUUAACAACAGCUCCGGCUGCUAUACUCUUGCCAAUCCAAGGGUGUUCACUGAGAGCGGCUGCUGUGAGGUCCCUCUGCCACCCAUGGUGGGCCCCUGCUCCUUUGCCAGCGCACUGUUCAACAAGACCACUGGUGCUGCGACCGGAGCUGUCGGCGUCUUCACCUACGACCUUUUCAACAGCGAAUAUAACGACUAUAGCCACGUCAUGGCGGUCAUGUACUCCGUGCCCUACGACCGAAACCUCUACUCCAACUGGUUCGCCGUGGGGAUCUUUGAAAGAGGGAACGACUGCGACUACAAUCUUUAUGAUAUCAUGUAUAACGGAAGUGAAGAUAAUUUUAGGAGAGGAAAGGCUGAUGGCUCCUGCAUUUCUUAUCAGGGUGAUUAUGUUACUAUCAGUGCCUCCAUGUCAGACUCAGGUGAAGCAGUCCUGAGGGUGGAUAUCAGUGAUGUCAGCAUGUAUUAAGUCAAAAGAAGACAACAGCCUACUGUUGUUAUGUCAUUUAAGAUGAUCAGUCAUUUUAAUAAAAUAUUUCAGUAUGUGUAAAACUUAGUUGGUCACUGCCUAAAACGCAUGAUUAUACACUAAAUAUUUUAGAUGCAUCGUUACAAUUAAAAAGUCAAACCUU